AUGAAAGAAGCUAACGCAUAUGAAAAAGAUAUAAGGCGACUUUUACCUGUUAUGUUAAUAGGUUUAGUAACCGUUGUUAUGUACACAAUAUUUGUUACAUUUUAUUGUAUGGUAUUAUUACAAAUUAAUGUGGAAAAACAAUAUGUAAAUAUAGAUCUCUUAAAUGAAGGAUAUACUAAAUUAUUAACAU
Molecule: messenger RNA, 190 nt
Organism: Plasmodium reichenowi
Lineage: Eukaryota; Apicomplexa; Aconoidasida; Haemosporida; Plasmodiidae
Product: palmitoyltransferase, putative
Exons: 3
Source: RefSeq, a predicted model, not a curated record